GAGGCGGGAAUGGAGCGAUGGGAGGAGGAGAAAGAGUGACGCGGUUGCCGAAGCGAGGGGGAAACAGUAUUCAGAAGGAGGAGGGAGGGGAAAAAUUAGUCCCGGAGCGGCCGGAAGAGGCCGAACGGAGCCGAGUCGAGCCGAACCUGGGCCUGCCCAAGGGAAGCCGGCGGGGAUCGGUGGCCUGAGGAAAAUCUCUUCAGGAUCCCGAGCGUUCGUCGACGGGAGGGGGAAGCAGAGCCGAGCCGGGAGGCGGCGGUGGAGGAGACUACGGGGGAAGGAAGAGAAGCGCGGACUGUGGAAAGGGAGCCCGCUUCCCUGCCCCCCGCUCCGGUUUCUCCCCCUCACAUUCCGGAGUCGGCGGCGGGAAGGAGCCGCUCCGGGAACGGCUGAGGCAGGGGGAGCCUCUCCACUUGGUGUUGUUUUUUUAAAUCUUCUCAGGCGGGAGCCUCUGAAAAAGGCCGACCGUCGAGGGUGGGCGCCACCGGUGGCGAAACUCCCCGGCGAGCCGGGCCAGAACCGGAUUCGAACCGGGCCAGAACCAGAGUCGCACUGAUCCGAGAAAGAGAAGCGGUUGCCUUCGCUGCUACUGCUGCUAGGACUACUUCGGGACUAAGACCCCCACCCCGCCUGCCUGCCUGUCCGACCAACUUACCUCAGUCCUGUCAGAACAGUUUUCAGUGAGGAGGAAGCUGGUGGUUAUGAUGAUGAUGAAGAAGCGCUUUGGGGCCUAGAAGUGUGCGAGGCCGAGAUAAAGAGGCGGGGGGGGGUCGCGACGAGAGGACCCCCGCCUGGCUGCUUUCCUUUUCCCUCUUUUCCCCCCCACACCACCUAAAGUAGGGUCAGAGAAGGGAGCUCUGUGGAGCCUGCCUUGAGGGGAGGUUCGGAGGUGCGACCCCAGUUUGUGCAACAUUAUUUUUUCCCCUUUUAUCUCCACCCCUGAGCCUAAUUUUGGACGUCUACAUGCUGUUCCUUGCCCUCAUAAAAGGCUUUCCUUAAAAAGAGAGAGAGAGGAGGUUCUGCCCCCCCUUUAUAAAAGGGAUAGGGGGUCUCUCUAAAGAGUGUAAGGUGCAAAUCCCCCCCAAUUGAAGGGAACUGCUCAAAGAGGGGAAAGAAAAAGGCCAGCCUUCCUUUAGUCUGGCAAGUUCACACACACCCUUCUGUAAAAAAGGAAAAUCAAGUGCAGGAGAGAAGCCCUACUCUAUAUAACCUGAUAGAAGGCUUCUUCCACUGUCAUCAAGGGAUUCUUCCUACAGAUUAGCAAUUGGUGGGGUCUGGAGAGGCAACUUUCAAGAGCAGGGAGUCUCCAAGUGUAUUAGAGUAGGCUGCCCUGUCAUCUCAUGGGGUAAUAAGGGUGGGAGGAGGCCAGCUGCCCCCCCCCUGCCAGUUUUUUUCUUCCUGUGGACAAGAAUUGUUACGCUGUUUGACCUCUUAUUGGUUUGUGGUGUCCUAAUGAUUUGAGAAGAGUUCUGGAACUGUAAUGACUGGACACGAGGUUUGGGAAUAACUUGAAGCAGAUGUGUCGGCUUCUGACAGUUACCAUCUUGACCAAGCAUCCUCUUAAAUGGAGAUGUGUAUUCCUUCAGAACUGAGGCAAAGGCAGGAUUUUCAAAGGACUGAAUCAUGACUCUUAUAGCCUUCUCCCUUACUGCUUGGAGGAUUUGGGGCAGAAAAGGCUCUAUGCGGGUUUUCCUGAGCAUGCUCUGAUAUGGAUCUUUGGGGUGAUUGUGAAGAGCGGCAUUGCUGUUGUUUUUAACUGACUUCAUUUGUAACUCUCUUUGGAGUAAAAGCUGGUGUGUGUAUGGGAAAGUGACAGUAAUGUACUUAAGUUAACUCCUACAAUGCAGAUUGGCUAAAAAGUUGUCUCCUUGCCAAGGGCUCCAAUGAGUGGCACACAGUCCGCAAUCACGGACAGGUUUCCCCUCAAAAAACCUACAAGGCAUGGCAGCAUUCUGAGCAGAGAGUCUCCAGCAGACAAGAAGCAGAAAGUUGAACGCUGCAUCAGUGCCCACGACUUCGACCCUACAGAUAGCUCCUCCAGGAAGACAAAGUGUAGCUCGGAGGAGAGUAGAUCCGAGACGUAUGGUCUUGUUCAACGGUGUGUUAUUAUCCAGCGGGAUGAAAAUGGGUUUGGGCUGACUGUCAGUGGAGACAAUCCAGUCUUUGUGCAGUCUAUCAAAGAAGAUGGAGCAGCCAUGCGGGCUGGAGUUCAAACUGGUGACCGAAUCAUUAAGGUGAAUGGGACUCUGGUAACUCACUCAAACCAUUUGGAGGUGGUGAAGCUGAUAAAGUCGGGUUCCUAUGUAGCACUCACUGUGCAAGGGCGCCCACCUGGGUUGCCCCAGAUUCCACUGGCUGAUUCUGAGAUGGAUCCAUCAGCAUUUGGUCAUAUGUCUCCUAUCAUGACAUCUCCACACUCACCGGGAGCAUCUGGAAACACAGAGAGAAUUACCAGCCCAGUGUUGAUGGGGGAGGAAAAUAAUAUUGUUCACAGCCAGAAAGUGGAGAUUUUGAGGAAGAUGCUGCAGAAGGAGCAGGAGCGACUGCAGUCCUUGCAAGAAGAUUACAGCCGUUCUCCCAUUCCACGACUACUCAAGGAGAUCCAGGAAGCCAAGAAGCACAUCCCGCAACUGCAGGAGCAGUUGUCAAAAGCAACAGGCUCCACUCAGGAUGGAGUUUUAUCUUCCAAGUCUGUGACAGAGUCUUUGCAGAUCAGCGAGGUAGAAACUGAGAGCGGGGAUGGGCUGAACAAAGGAGACAGCAGUUUUGGUGACGGCUCCCAGUCAAAUAGUGACACAGCUGAGAGUCCCCGAAGUGGCCUGAAGGAACGGAUCUAUUUGGAUGAGAGCCCAGAGAAGAGUGAGAUGCAAGAUACUGACUCUCAGUCCAGUAUUGGAAGUCCCUCCACACGUACCGCACCUCCGAUCAUAGGAGCGGAAGACGACGACUUUGAUGGUGAACAGGAGCAGAUCAAUGGGCAGUGCAGCUGCUUCCAGAAUAUAGAGUUGCUGAAAUCCCGCCCUGCUCACCUGUCUGUCUUUCUGCAUCAUGUCGUCUCCCAGUUUGACCCUGCUUCAUUGCUUUGCUAUCUUUUCGCGGACCUGUACAAGCAAACAAAUUCUAAAGAGACUCGUCGUGUCUUCAUUGAGUUUAAUCAGUUAUUCUUGGAUCGAGCUGCAAAUCUGAAGGUCCCAGUCCCAGAUGAAAUUUCUGUAGAUCUAGAAAAGAGAAGGCUAGACUUAAUUCCUGAAGAACUGCACCGCCAUUAUAUUCAAACUAUGCAAGAUAAAGUCUUUCCUGAAGUUCAGAGGCACCUUGAAGAUUUUAGACAGAAACGCAGCAUGGGGCUGACCCUGGCAGAAGGAGAGUUAACCAGACUGGAUGCAGAACGUGUUCGUGACCGAACCACGCUGGAGAAGGAGAGAGCAUGUGCAGAGCAGAUCAUUACCAAAAUUGAAGAAGUGCUAAUGACGUCUCAGCCCAUAGAAGAAGAGAAGAGUUCAAGCAUACAGUAUGUUGUUCUCACCUACAUGAAACAACUUGGCGUAAGAGUCAAAGAGCCCCGGAGUCUAGAUCAGAAACGGGGACGGAUUGGAUUCCUGCCAAAGAUAAAGCAAAGUAUAAAGAAAGAGAAGGAAGGAGAUGAAAAGAAGAGGAGAGUCUUCCCCAACAUCCUGGGACCUCCAAGGAGGCCAAGCCGCCAUGACAGCUAUGCAAUAGGCAGAGCCCUGGAAUUACAAAAGCAGCGGCAUCCAAAGCACUUACCCACACCUUCUUCUGUCAGUCCGGAGCUACCAGACUCUGUCAAGAUGCGCCAGAGUGGGUCUAGCGAUGGCACAGAUGCAACCUACCCAUCUGCUAACCUCAUGUCCCCACUCACUGCUGGAACCUUUCCUUCUCAGGAAGGGAACAAGGAUAACGAAACAGGGUCAAAGCAAGUUGGAGAACAUCCAUCUUCUAGUGACUCAGUGGAUGGUACACCUCGUACACCAAAUACCAUAUUUGAUUUCCCAUCUCCACCACUGGACCAUUUGCUGGAAGAGGAAGGAGAGUUUGACAGGUUAGCAGAAUUGGGAACACCAAAAUCUUUUCGCAACUUCCCUCCUCUCAGAAUGGACAGUCUGGGUGCUGGAGAUAACCAGAGUGAAGAUGAGCUCUUUGAGUUUGACGUGGAAACUGACCCCCCCAACUGGCAGCAGCUUGUGAGCCGUGAGGUGCUGCUUGGCCUGAAACCCUCUGAGAUUAAACGCCAGGAAGUGAUUAAUGAGUUAUUUUACACUGAGCGCGCUCAUGUCCGUACACUGAAGGUUCUUGAUCAGGUCUUCUAUCAGCGUGUAUCCCGUGAAGGAAUCUUACCUCACUCUGACUUGCGGAAAAUAUUUUCGAAUUUGGAAGAUAUUCUCCAGCUCCAUGCUGGAUUGAAUGAGCAGAUGAAAGCAGUGAGAAAAAGGAAUGAAACAUCCGUUAUUGAUCAAAUAGGAGAGGACUUGUUAACUUGGUUCAGUGGAGCAGGGGAAGAGAAAUUGAAGCAACCCACUGCCACCUUCUGUAGCAACCAGCCCUUUGCUUUGGAGGUGAUCAAGUCACGGCAAAAAAAGGACUCUCGCUUCCAGACUUUUGUCCAGGAAGCUGAGAGCAAUCCACUCUGUCGCCGACUGCAGUUGAAAGAUAUAAUUCCCACUGAGAUGCAAAGGUUGACCAAAUAUCCCCUUCUGCUGGAUAAUAUUGCAAAGUACUCAGAACAACCUGGAGAGAAAGAGAAAGUGAAGAAAGCAGCAGAUCAUUGUCGACAGAUCCUCAACUAUGUGAACCAAGCUGUCAAAGAAGCAGAGAAUAAGCAGCAUUUGGAAGAUUACCAGCGUCGGCUUGAUUUGUCCUACCUGAAGCAGUCGGAAGGCCCUAUGCUGGAUGAAUUUAGGACUUUGGAUUUAACCAAGAAAAAGAUGAUUCAUGAAGGGCCUCUGACCUGGAAGGUGAAUCGUGACAAGACAAUUGAUCUCUACACGUUGCUGUUGGAAGAUAUUCUGGUGCUUUUACAGAAGCAAGAUGAUAGACUAGUGCUGAGAUGUCACAGCAAGAUCCUGGCUUCUGCUGCAGAAAGCAAGCAUAUAUUCAGCCCUGUCAUCAAGCUCAAUACUGUGUUGGUUCGCCAGGUGGCCACAGAUAACAAAGCCUUCUUCGUCAUCUCAAUGUCAGAAAAUGGAGCCCAGAUUUAUGAACUGGUGGCACAGACAGUUUCUGAAAAGACUGUGUGGCAGGACCUCAUAGCACGGAUGGCAGGGACAGUGAAAGUUGGAAGAGGCAGAAGUGUAAUUCCAUUUCCUCAGUCUGGACCAUGCGAGGAAGAUCACGAGGAGGAAGAGCAGCAGAAAUUGAAGGAAGAACAAACUGCAUCUGAUAGCAGCAUGCAGAGUCCGGAUAAAGAGCUGGGACUGGAGUCUCCCCUGAUGCUGAAGGCUCAGUCUCCUUCAACAGCCAUGUCUGAGAAGCUGGAAGAGGAGGAGCUCCUGGAGGCGGACAGGCGGUUUGGAGAAAAACCUCCAGCAGACUUGCUGAUCAAAGAGUCCUCUGAACACUACAGCCACACAGGUCCAGAGCACUCCUUCCAAAGCUCAGAAGACCGAUGGGCAUUGGAUGCACUAAGGAACUUGGGCUUAUUGAAGAAAUUGCUAAUGCAGCAGCUGGGCAUGUCUGAAAAGGAGUCCCUCGAAGGCUCGCAGCGUUUCUCCAGGCAUAGGACAGUUCCUCAGAGAACUCAAGUGGAGAGUGGUGCCCAGAGAGGACGACAGUACUUGGGCACUGACAAGACAUCCCUGUCUGGGGCCAAUAGGACACCCUCUAGCAUGGGAACAAGUAAUUUUGGACCUUGUUGCAGUCAUAGGACUUCAAGUGAGUUUAUGCAACCAGGGGACACUAUGCCAAGUAGCAGUCAAUUAAUGGACCCUUCGAGCACAAGCCCAGAUACCCCAGCCGCUGAGCUGGAAGGGAUGGGCCCUGAGGAUGGUGGAGAGCACUUUUUCGAUGCUCGUGAAGCUCACAGCGACGAGAACCAAUCAGAAGGUGAAGUGGCAGAAAGAAAAGAGGUAGAAGAGGUGCAGUUGCGAAUCUCAGGAAAUUAUUUGAUCCUUGACGGAUAUGGCACAGUACAGGAGAGCUCCACAGAUGAGGAGGUGACUUCAUUGGUUCUACAAUGCACUGCAGGCAACAGCACGAUGGACUCUGCCCACAAACAGCCAAAAUCUCUGCAAGACAUCCAGACAGAGAGAGGAAUUUCGCCAUUUACGGAGGAAUUAAUGGCCUCCCACUGGGAAAGUGCUAAGGAAUCUUCCUCGGAUGUACUAAGGCCUCCCUUUUCUGUGGAGUCUUGUGCGCUGAUAAUGCAUUACAUUCAGAAGAUAGAAGCCAACCUUGAACACUUAAAGGAAGUGGAGGAGAACUAUGCUACUCUUCUUCAACAAAGGCUGGCUGGAACAGCCCCCACAGAUGAGCACUCAGAUAAAAGUUAGUCAAGCUUCCUGAAGGUUGGAUGGAAGCACCAGUCUUGUGUUGGCAGUUGCCGACUUCUUCCUGGACUCUCAUGGCAUGUGGCCUCUUUCUGUGGACCAUCCAAGUGCAGCAUGAGGGGAUGAAUGGUUUCCUUUUAGGCAUCUGCACUAGCUUGUCAGGGAGAGGUGGUGAUUUUGUUCUCCUUCUCUUGCUACCAGAAAUUCUUUUUGAUUCCAAAUGGAGGAAAGAGGGGAACAAAAAGAAGAAACCAAAUGUAUAAAGCUUUGGGUGUAGGAUAUAAAAAAUGUAUUUAGACAUAUACAAAAAAAAAAUCAAUGUAUUUAUUUGACUUCAUUCCGUGUACUGAAAGCACACUUUAAUUUGUAUUUUAUUUUGCUUUUUUUUAUAUAUAUAUAUAUAUAUAUAUAUAUAUAUAUAUAUAUAUAUAUAUAGUGCCAGUUUGUAGACACCCCCCCCCACAUCCCUCUGCUGCUCCUGGACCCACAUUCAAGGCUGAGGUGCUUGUGUGAAAGCACGUCUCAAUUUUUCACUGGGUUGGAUUCUCACAGCAACCAGUCCACUGCUCAAAAGAGCUACCCCUGGAAUGGAAUGCACCCAGCAGCAUGUGGACAGGGGGACCCUCACUUGCAGUGUCAAUUUGCCAUGCUCUAUGCAGUUAGGUAGAGGAAGGCAAUGUUAAACCACCUCUGAGUACCGCUUACCAUGAAAACCCUAUUCAGAGGGUCGCCAUAAGUUGGGAUCGACUUGAAGGCAGUUCAUUGCUUGCUUGCAUGCAGUUAGGCACUUGGAAGGCUGGCAGUAUUUGGGUUCUCCUUCCCAUGGGGUUUGGACAAGGAAAGGAAAGGGUUGGGAUUUUUUUGCCCCUCCCCCAAGCUCUGGUUUGACCCGUCAUCUUGACACCCCUUUGUAAGCAGUGACUUGUUGUUUGUGUCUUUUUGGAGAGAAGAGGUUUUUUUUUUUUUCUGGAUCAGGGCGUACAUGCCAGAGGUCUUUUAGAACCACAAUGUGUCUGCUUAGUCACAUCUGCUCUGUGUGUCAACUGGAGUUAGCCACAGCUACUUCUGAGGAUACACCUCAGUAUCCAGAGGUGUACCUUGCUGACCAUUGCGGGUAGGGGGUGCGGAGGAGAAUGGGGUUUGGUUUGGGGUGGGGUUUUUUGCACUAUUUGUGCCAAAGUGCUCUGAAAUCACACUGGUUAGCUCAGAAACCUCCACGGUGGGGAGUGAGGAACAGAAUAGCUGGGAGCAGCUCUGCAGUAUUUUUCCUAACACGAAUUCUGACAUCCUAAUGUUUUGAAACUGGACCCUGUCUAAGAAUGGAAGUGGAAGGCUCACAGCACAGAUGUAAAAACACUGGACACUCCAGACUGGUUACCAGGACUGGUAUGAGUCUGGGUGCUACCUCCAAGAGACAGACUGUUCAGGAUGCAGCUUUUUCCUUAUAUUGCAAGUGGGUGACCAUUUUUCUCCACCAGGUUCCCAAAUCUUAGAAUCGUAGAGUUGGAAGGGGCCUAUAAGGCCAUCGAGUCCAACCUCCUGCUCAGUGCAGGGAUGCAACUUAAAGCAUACCUGACAGCCACCCAGCUGCCUCUUGAAUGCCUCUAGUCAUCCAGGACUUUUUAAAAAUUAUUUUUUACCAGUCAGAAAUACUGUAAAUGUGCCAAACUCUAGAAAUCCCCAUAAUGUGUAUUCUUCAUGCUGAAUGUGCUGCAAAGUGUGGAGAAUUUUUCAUUUGUCCCCCCCCCCUUCCAGUGUGAAGGUCAUACUGCCUGCUCCAUUAACACAGAGACACAUUUUCCCCUUAGCUAUAAUGGCAGAGAAUAAAAACCAUUGUUUUCCAGUCAUGCGAAACACAAACCACUUCUUCCCUUUUCAGGAGGAAAAGUAGUGCUGAAAAUGGGCAGGCUCAACAGGGACAUACUUUUUUAGUGCCCCCCCCCAAAAAAACCUUAUUGAAACUAUGAACUAAUGCAUAUCAAGAUGGGGAGAGGAGAUUUUCCUGAAGCAAGCUGUGUGGAUCACCAUCCAUCUUCAGUGGCAGGAAGCACCCCAAAGCCAAAGUGUCUCCUUCCAUAUCUGCACAAACUUCCUCUUAUCAGUGCCAUUCUGAGUGCCCCACAACACUCUGUUAGUUCCCAUUUCAAAACUUUUGAAUCCUAAAAUGUGAAGUUGUUUUUCACCUAAAAUGUUUUUUUUUUUUUGCCACCUAAGCAUUUUGAAGGCCGGGCAUGCCUGACUGGGUGAGAUAAACAUGGACCUUUAUGUCCUUUUCCUAUUUUAGGUAGAAUUUUUGACCUCUUAACUAUGGAACAUCACGCUACUAACAUUUUUACCUUCUCUUGCCGCAGCCCUAGGUAUCCACAUCUAGGACUAUCAGAAGCCAUGCUCGCAUCUUGGGUCUCUCCCUAGCACGAGUAGCUUUUGAGCAGCUGAGCAUCUAGAUUUCCUUUGUGGAUUAUUGUUUCCAGGCCCUUUGCUGUUUUUUUUUGGGGGGGGGGGUUGCAAGAGUCCUGAGAUCUUUGUCUGCUCUAGCACCUCCACUAUUAAUUUCACUACAGAACUGCAGAGGGGGCUAAUGGAGAUGUUGCUUCUUCAUCUUUAAAAUAUGUCCUUUGAGGAUCAACCCAAAGAAGCAGGGUGAAAGAAUGCAGGGUUAGUGGCAGAGCCUGAAGGCUUCCUGGCCCUUCAUAGUGGACAUGAGCACCUUCCCACCCACCCACCCCUGAACCAAAACAGUGUUGUGCUCUUGUCCUGUUGGUGGUGUUUGGUUUUGUAUGUUUUUCAGGGUUAUCUUAUUCCAUAUUAUGCAAUCUCCUGUUGAGGGCAUUAUCCAGCUAUAGGAAAGAGAAGAUAGUGAGAAAUGGGGAUUGUCCAUUGCUCCCAACGCCAUAUCCUAAUAUCACUGGGGAUGCCUUAACUCCCUAGCGUGACUACUGUACAACAGGCCCCGGGCACAGAUUCAUUUUUGUGAAGAGGGUCAACACUAAAAAUGCACUUUGUGGGGGUUCCCAUUGGUUUUGGGUGUGCGUGUGUUUUUUUAAAAUGUACUAGAAUAGCCAUGAAGAAUUCCAGCCAAAGAGUCCUUUCCUGUCUUUAACAACUGGCUGUGAACAUUCCCUUCUUUAGACUGGAUAAUAGGAUGGGACAGUCUUUUCUCACCCCUUCUGACCCCCCCCCCCCCCGAAAAAAACACAAGGCUGAAAAUAUAAGUAAUUAAAUAUUUCAUUGGCAAGGUAACAUUAUGUUGGCUGUACUGGACUUCUUGAGACUUCCGUGUGUUUAAGCUAGAUUUAUAGAUCUAGAUCAGCCUUUCCCAACCUUUGUUGCUGGGCUACAAUUCCCAUAAUUCCUGACCAUUAGCCAUGCUGUCUGGGGCUGAUGGAAGCUGUAGCCCAACAUCUGAGGAUCCAAAUGUUGAGGAAGGCUAAUCUAGAUUGUUGGGGGGGGGGUCAAAAGGCAAAGCCUGAAUCCAGAUGGUAACUUCCUGUGCAGUCCACUUUUAUGCCAUUUGGACCUGGUCUACACAUGAAGCAGAAUGGUAGAAUCCCAAGGGUUUUAGAGUGCACUGUUUAUUUCUUGGGGUUUGCCCCAGGAUUGUCUUGAGACCACAAGCAGCGAAGCUUUAGACAAAGGUUGGGAUUUCCUUUUAAAUGGGGCUCACAUCUUCCAAUAGCAACAAGAGGGCCAAAGCAAAUGUCCCACUUUGCCGCACUAUUGCUUUUAACUGCACUUAGUACAAUGUACUCUACUACUAUGGCUUUCACUAGCUCCAAUUCUUACUCUUGAUAUCUGCCCUCUGAUUAUAUAAAUUCUUAACUGCUACGUGUGAGACUCUGGAAGAGUGGGGGGAGAGCUUGGAAAAGUUACUUUUUUGAACUACAGCUCCCAUGAGCCCCAGCCAGCGCCAUGCUGGCUGGGGCUGAUGGGAGUUGUAGUUCAAAAAAGUAACUUUUCCAAGCUCUGAGAUAAUAUUUUUAAUGUUUUUUCCAAGGCUCUACUCAUGUUGUUUCUUUGCACUGGGGUGGGGUGGAGGGAGGAUAUUCUAAAAUUUGCUCCCCAGCCCAACUUGCAGUCUAUCUGCAGUGAUACAAAUCAUGCCUUUUCAAAACUCUUACCUCCUUAUCUUCAUCUCAGUUCUGCUCUGCGUGUAGAUCAGAUGUCACCGUUGGAAGGGAGGAGGAACUAGUACUAAUGUUUUCUGUACAGAGUUUUUGGCUCAGCAAUCCUGGGACAAAUCACCUGGUUCAGCUGCCACCUGCUACUAAUCUACCGUUUGAACUUGCAAAGAAUGGGGUUGCCAAGAAAUAAGGGGUGUCCACAUAGGACUCCCAUGUUGCUUGUAGAUGUUGGGUGUACAGGAUUGGUGCACCCAGUUGCUGCAAAAAAAAAACCUUUGUAGUUCCUGGAGGACAGGGAUCCUUAACUUUCAACAACCAAAGCUUGGAAAGAACUGUGCCUCUGUCAUCUUUGGCACUUUGUGGAAGAAGAAAUAAUCUAGAAUAAUAACAAUCUAGAAUAAUCUAGACAUAUUCUAGAAUCACAGUGAAGCUUAUAUCUGAUGGAUGAAUUUGACCCAUCACUGUCCCCAUCCCAAAGAGAUCCUUCACUCCCCCUUCUUCCCCCUCCCUACAUACCAACGGAUAAGCCAAUGUACUCUGCAGCCAGAACCCUACAUUGCUCUUUUGAAAUAAAAUUGAGUUGUUGUUGUUUGAAACUCUAACUACUAAAAAUGUAUUUUAUUUGUUCACUAUACGAUCAUUUACUCCUUUUAACAGAUUUUACUUUUAAGGAAAACAAAAACAGCCCAAUCUGGAAAAACACUUUGAUAAGUAAAAUGCAAAAAAAAAAAAAAUCUUAAUAAUUAUUCUGUAUUUUUAACUGAUCAUGUUUGAAUGUCUAAGGGAAAAAAGAAUUUAUUGUUCUAAAUAUCCAGAUGUAUGUAUGUUUGUAAAAUAGCUCUUAUUAAUAGUUG
Rhineura floridana is the source of this 11478-nucleotide messenger RNA. RefSeq names its product Rho guanine nucleotide exchange factor 12 (gene ARHGEF12). Gene Ontology annotation, biological process: G protein-coupled receptor signaling pathway; Rho protein signal transduction. Gene Ontology annotation, molecular function: guanyl-nucleotide exchange factor activity; G protein-coupled receptor binding. Gene Ontology annotation, cellular component: cytoplasm. The coding region runs from base 1884 to 6506 and encodes 1540 amino acids. The transcript has 41 exons. NCBI's taxonomy places the organism in Eukaryota, Metazoa, Chordata, Lepidosauria, Squamata, Rhineuridae. The record is from RefSeq and is a predicted model, not a curated record.